CUCCUCCAGUAAGGAAGUCAACGCUACCACUGGAACAUGAGCAGAAUGGACUGUUGCACACCACAGCCCUCACGUCGACACAACCCUGUGGACAGCAUUUGCCGCAAGCUGCAAACCAUUCAGUGGCGUGGUGACCGAGAGCCCAAUUCGCCUUUCCAGAUUCCCAAACUCUCUUCCAGCAGUUACGACAGCCCUCAGUCCGGACUCAGGCACAACCUGGAAGCCAUCCUUAAAAAAGGAGCCUUCGUCAGAGACGAGGAGGAAAAGCUGAAAGCGAUGGGGAUGCCGAGCUCUGCAGCUUCCCACAGCAGUGGCCUUGGUUCCUACCACCCGCUCACUACUCCUGACUGCAAUCGUUCAACCCCAGCUAAUGUCACCUACACAAUCACAAGCACUCUAGGAGAAAGACGAGGUGCUGAUGGGAGUGAUGUUAAACAAUUUAAGGCAUGGCAGAGGUAUUGUUCAACACCUACGGGUCAUUCUAGGGACUCCCCUUAUUUUACAUUCACACGCGGACCAAACUCCACACAGUCAGAGUGCAGCAGUCAGAGAGCGAGUCCUCCUCAAUCCCGUACCUUCACCCCGGGUAACAGCACGCUCUCCUACAACGUCAACUUCUGCUCUGCAGAUAGAACCAACUCUGCUGAUUGUGAGCUGGCCUACCCUGCCCUGGUCGUGAAAAGACUUUCCAUGGGAGAAGGAGCUUCCUCAGGUUCGUCGGUUAACUCGGAGAACAAAAGAAAUAUGGCAGAAAUCAGCCUCAUCUGUGAAGAGAAUCUGCUCGAUACCAUAUUUCAUGCUUGUGACACCCAGCGCAGAGGUAAAGUGUAUGUGUCUCAUAUCGUGGACUACCUGCGUCACACAACCAGUCGAAGCUCAGAAGACAGUGGUCUGGAGGAGCUUUGCAACAUGCUGGACCCUGAACAGAAAGACGUGUCCAUAGAUCUGGAUACCUACCACGCUGUGAUGAGGGAGUGGAUCGAUGACUGCCGCAAUAGCAGAGAAGGUACAGCAGAGAACAACAGCCAGGAAGACCUAAUUAAAUUCAAAGAUGGUGCCUCUGCCAGAAGAUCCAUGUUGUUAAAUAUGACAUCAGGCAGCUUAGAGGCUUUUGGUGGAGAGGCGUCUAGAAUGGAAUUUGAAACAUCAGAGUUGGUCUAUUGUGUUGCUGAUCUCCAGAUGAGCAACCAAAAGCUUCAGGAAGAGGUUCGAAAGCUGAAGCAGGUGGUGGAGAGCAUGGAGGAGGGCAACCAGAAACUGGCAGAAGAAAAUGAGGAUCUACGCAAUCAAGCCAGGGUUAACCAACAGCUUGCACAGAAAGAAAAGAUGCUAAAAGAAGAGGUGGAGGAGAUGAAGGCAACGCUGAGCUGUACAGAAGAAGGCAGAGCCCGUGCCUCCGCGCACAGCAAACAUAUGGAGAGAGAAAAUCAGAGCCUGAUUACCAAGAUUGCAUCUCUUCAGGAUGAGAACUUUAAGAUCACCAUGGAGAAUGAUGAGCUUCAGAAGAAAAUAAGGGAGCUGUGUGACAUUAACACUGACCUUCAGGUGCAAAUUCAUUCCUUUGAUUCUGUCAUCGGAGAAAAGGAGUCGGUUAUAGUGGAGAAGAGCAAACAGCUGGAUGAGCUGAAGGCAACGGUAGAGGAAUACUCUGCCAUCACAGAGUGUCUGAGAAAAGAUAAAAACAGGCUGGAGAGCCAGAUGCAGAUGAUUCUUCCAGACCUUGCUGGGGCCAGUAUGGCUUUGUCAGUGGCUUACAGAUUAAACCAGAGCAGCCUAGGAUCACUGCAAACGGAACUGGCUCUGGCACAGUCACCACUGGAGGCUCCUCAUGCAGCUGACUAUCUGUCAACCACAAUGACCUCACAGCUGGAUGAGACUCUGGACAGAGAGGUGCUGCUGCUGCUGCAGGGACCGAACACUGAACACGUGGCUCUCGAGUUUAAAAGUCUCCUCAACAAGCUGAAGAGAGAUUUCAAAGACGAAACCAGCUCCGUCUUGUCGGCAGUUCAAAACAUGUUGGAGAACGGAAAGCAGCUAGAUGAUGGGACCCAUGCUGGCCUUCAGACGGUGCAGGCUGAGCUAGAUGCCAGGAGGGCAGACUGGGCCGUCGGCUUGGACCAGCUGGCCCAGUACACAGACUCAUUAGAAAAGGAGCUGAUCAAAAUGGCCGGUAACAUGAGACGAUCCCGCACUGAUAUUCUCCAUCUUUCGGUCAGGGUGCAGGAACAGGAGAACCAGAAACGACAGCUAUCUGAGGAACUGGAGCAGCUAAAGAUAUCUCAAGACAGCAGAGAGGCCUCAUGCCAAACACCUGCACCAGAGGAGGAGGAGCCUGAGUUGGACUGGGAUGAGGAGUUUGCACUACAGGACUUCUUGAAAAAUGAACUAGCAGAGAGGAACUGCUGGGUGCAGGAUGGGAAAGGAGUCUGCAGUCUGGAAGAAAAAGGAGACAAAUUAACAGAGAGAGUUGAUCAGGAGGAUGGGGAGGAGAGGUGGACGGUGGUGGAGCAAGCUGGAGAGGGUGAAGUGAGAGAUACAUCAACUCCUCUUUCCACUGUCCUCAGAGACCCUCAACCUGAGCAGAGCACAGAUGCAGGAAGUUCAGAAACUGAAGCCUGCCCAGAAUCAGACCCUGAGAUCCAUCCGCAACCUUUGCAGAAGGUGGCAGCAGCACCAAUGAACGCCCACUCCCAAGCUGUCAGCAUAAGACACCCAGAGGCGGUCGCUCACCCUGAUGUGUCCCACUCAGAAAACAACACAGGUGAAGAGAUGAGUGAGGUUCCAGAGUUCAGCUGCAGCCGUCCACCUCAAACACUGAGAUCACCGACUGAGCAGGAUGAUCACAUCAAGCCUAUUGACACGAGCAUUGGAGAAGCAGAUAUCGAUUCUGCAAGUAGUAUUUCACCUGGACCAGAUAAGAGUGUUCCCAAGACUGAGAGUGAGGCUCACAGGCAAGAAGAGGAGAAAGAAGACGCCGUAGAUGCCAGCUUGGGAGACAUGAAUCGGCAUAAGAGCUCAAGUUGUGACCCGUCGGCAGAUAAAUCAGCAACCGACGACAGCACAAGUGUGUUACCUGUGCUGGUGGAGGAGGAAGAGACUGUACAGGAUAGUACGGCUGAUGGGCCAACGCUUUCUACCAGUGUGGCAGGGAUGGACCAGGUCACUAGCAAAGGCCCAAAUACCUCUGAGAGCAGCUCUCUUCUGUCAGAACUACAGGUUGCUCAGAACAGCCAGCCAAGAGGUGGAAAUGGCAGCACAGCCCCUGAUGCCAUCAGUUUCCAGAAUCUGGCACACGCCAUGGACGCCGUGGAGAAGAACCAUGUUCAAGUUGAACCAACUGAGAUCAGUCUGGGUGCUAGGAGGGAAUCGGAUUCAUCUGUUAUCUCUGACAACGAUGUCUUCAAAGACGACAGGAGCAGCUCGUCACCUACAGAAAAGGAGAUUGAGGCAGAGUUCCAGCGCCUUGCUCUGGGAUUCAAGUGUGAUAUGUUCACUCUGGAGAAGAGGCUCCGCCUGGAGGAGAGGUCACGGGAUCUUGCAGAAGAAAAUGUUCGCAGGGAAGUGUCCAGCUGCCAAGGCUUGCUGCAGGCUCUAACUCCUUUGUGUGAAGAUGACAGCCAGUCAAUGGAGAUCAUCCAGAGGCUUCAGAAAAACCUAGAAAUUCUCAACCAGUCCAUGACCAGGGUGUCCAGUCGCUCUGAGAUGCUUGGAGCUAUACACCAGGAGAACCGCAUUGGUAAAGCUGUGGAGGUAAUGAUCCAGCAUGUGGAGAACCUGAGGAGGACGUACACGAAGGAGCACAGUGAGCUCCUUGAGCUUAGAGAGGCACUCAUGCAAAGUGAGAGAUCGUUUGGAUCACAAACAGAAAAAGAUGAUUUUCGUGGCAAGAAGCAACCAUCAAAAUACACGAGAAGAUCCAGUGUAACACCUAUUCCUGGUGUUGGUGCAAGCCUGUAUUCUGGCAUGUCAAAAGCCAAUCAGGAUGGCUUUGAAGGUGAAGCAGAGAGACUGACCAGGCGAUCCCCAUGGAAUGUGGCAUCGAAGAGCAUGACACGCCCCCCGCUCAAACGGUUUGUUAGCUCUGCGGCCUGGGUUGACACUGAAGAUCCCCCUGACAUGACUAAGGGGCCUUCCUGCAGCAGCACAGACUGCCAUUCAGAUGACGAGCCCAAGAAGGAGGAAAUUGAAGAAAGGAGGUCCAGUAUCAAGGAGCUGGGCAGCAAACUCACCUCCCUGAUUCUGCCCCUUAAGACUCCAAGUCCUUCGUCCAGCCCCACAACAACAGAACCAGGAUUAUCUCCCCCUCUGUCUCAAAGCCUGCCCAGUUCCAGGAGACCUUCUGCAGCGGUAGCCAAAGGAGGAGGCAGAGGGCCCUGGCUGUGGUUGGCUAUUGUGGUUGUGCUAGCAGGUCUCCUUGCACUCCUGGCCAGUCUGGUGAUGCAGCCAGCAGUCGAUGCAGCACCUGUGGGGACAGGAGACUCAUGGAUGACCAUCCAGCAGCUGCUGUGGCCUUACACAGGGCUUCGGCAUAACGGACAACCACCCGUCUAGAUGGUCUACUGUGAGGCGGAUAGUUCUGAAGCCCAUCUGCCUUCUACAAAGCUACUCUUUGUAGUGCUGUGGUCAAAAAGACAGUAAGCCACUUCAGAGCAGAGGCUGAUGUGAUGUUUACUGGUGCCUGAAUACCCCUGAAUGAAGACUUGGAAUAACAGCAAAGGCCAGGCUUUGCAGGGAUGGCUAACCCUAUAGAUGAUUUUAUGUAUCGGAUCACGUUUGCUAAAUUAGUCUGUUUCUGCAUGUCUCCAUGUUACAGGACAGGUUGGGCUGACCGCAUCAACGUAAAAACCUGAAAACAUAUCGGUACAGGUGGAAGCAGCUGACCUCUGUCAUACAGAGCUGACAAAGCACUAAUAAUGUUAAUAUAAGGAAUGAUGGCACAGGAAUCUGAUGUGUUCCACUCUGACUGCCCAACUAGAGUUAUUGAACACAUUUCAUUUGUUUUAAACUAAGACUACAAAUGCAUUUAAUAGGUUUUAUUCAACUUACCUGGUUGACUUGGCUAUAUCUUUCAUAUGAGCUUAAGUCUACAAAAACUGGUAAUAAGUUUAUUCUGAAUGUUUCUGAGAUGUAUUUAUGAUUGUUAGCUACAAGUGGGAAGAGAUGGAUCUUUUUUGCUUUUAAGCUAAACAACACUAGUUUAAAUUUUAACUGGUAUUGUGAUUACUACAAAUUUAAGAAAAUUCUUUUUUCCUUUGAAUACCAACCUUUUUUUUUUUUUUUUGCUUUUAACAGUUUGAACACAAAGUUUCUUGCUUUUAACUCCAAUUCUGUCUGUGGUUUCCACGGUUUUCAAUUUAUUAUUCUUUUGUAUGUUUCAAAGAGGAUGCAUGGAUCUUUGCACAAAUAAAGUAGCCUAUUCUGCAACAAAGUGGGUUUUCAUGCAUCCCAAUAUCAAUUCAAUAUAUUUUUAAUGCAUUUGCUCAAUACCAUGAUUGACAAUUAAACCUGGGGUCUUAUGGAAAAAGGAAGGAGGUAAUGAUGCUCGGUACACCUUGUCUACAAGAUGAAAAUGCAAAUGGUUAACCUAAAGAUCUACCAUUUUCGUUAUUGUGGGUUUAUUUUAUUCUAAUCUGCUCGAAAAAAUAAAG
Molecule: messenger RNA, 5648 nt
Organism: Cyprinodon variegatus (sheepshead minnow)
Lineage: Eukaryota; Metazoa; Chordata; Actinopteri; Cyprinodontiformes; Cyprinodontidae
Gene: lrmp
Product: lymphoid-restricted membrane protein-like
Exons: 38
Coding region: 37-4551 (1504 amino acids)
Cellular component (GO): endoplasmic reticulum membrane
Source: RefSeq, a predicted model, not a curated record